UAUAUAAUCGAACUGAAACCCUAAUGCAACUCUACAAAACCUUCAUUUUCUUCCUUUUUCUUUUUCCUCAGUAGCACUGCACGCGGAGGUUAAAGUGACGGCGCUGUCUUGCUGUCCGCCUUGACCAAGCCGUAGCUUCGUCUUGGCCCUAUAGUUUUAUUGGAUCAUACUCUCGUCCUAGUUAGAAUCUUCUGUGUUUUUGUUCUUGCAAAAUCAGGAUAAAAUGUCUGGAAAACCAUCCAAAGCUGAUAAGAAGAUUGCUUACGAUGCUAAGCUCUGCCAGUUGCUCGACGAGUACAGCCAGAUCUUGAUUGUGGCGGCAGAUAAUGUUGGGUCGAACCAGCUCCAGAACAUUAGGACGGGUCUUAGAGGUGACUCUGUGGUUCUCAUGGGAAAGAAUACCAUGAUGAAGAGGACCAUUAGAGUCCAUUCUGAGAAGACUGGCAACAACGCUUUCCUUAACCUCAUCCCCCUCCUUCAGGGUAACGUGGGACUGAUUUUCACCAAAGGUGAUCUCAAGGAAGUGAGCGAAGAGGUUGCCAAGUACAAGGUUGGAGCUCCUGCUCGUGUUGGUUUAGUUGCCCCAAUUGACGUCGUUGUCCCACCUGGCAAUACUGGGCUCGACCCGUCCCAGACCUCUUUCUUCCAGGUGCUGAAUAUUCCCACCAAGAUUAACAAGGGUACUGUGGAAAUUAUUACCCCUGUGGAGCUUAUUAAGAAGGGGGAAAAGGUCGGCUCUUCUGAGGCUGCUCUGCUGGCCAAGCUUGGCAUAAGGCCAUUCUCUUAUGGCCUUAUUGUUCUGUCUGUUUAUGACAAUGGUUCUGUCUUCAGCCCAGAGGUGCUUGAUCUGACAGAAGAUGAUCUUGUUGAGAAGUUUGCUACUGGUGUCUCCAUGGUCACUUCAUUGGCAUUGGCCAUCUCAUACCCAACUCUGGCAGCUGCACCACAUAUGUUCAUCAAUGCCUACAAGAACGUCCUAGCAGUUGCAGUUGCAACUGAGUAUUCCUUCCCGCAGGCAGAGAAAGUGAAGGAGUACUUGAAGGAUCCUAGCAAGUUCGCUGUUGCUGUUGUUCCAGUUGCAGCUGCUGAUGCUGGUGGUGCUCCAGCUGCUGCUACUAAGGAAGAGGAAAAGAAGGAAGAACCAGCUGAGGAGUCUGAUGACGACAUGGGUUUCAGCCUGUUUGAUUAAGUUUCAUGUAGGUUGCUACUAUAGAACUGUUUCUAGUAUAAUUUUGGCGAUUUAAUGUUAUUUUGGACAAUUAUUUUUGUGUUAUUUAGCAAGUUUCACAUACAUUGAUAGGAUGUUACCCAUCUCUUUGCAAUUAUGCUCAUGUUUGAUUGGAUUGAA
Molecule: messenger RNA, 1348 nt
Organism: Hevea brasiliensis (rubber tree)
Lineage: Eukaryota; Viridiplantae; Streptophyta; Magnoliopsida; Malpighiales; Euphorbiaceae
Product: 60S acidic ribosomal protein P0
Exons: 5
Coding region: 224-1189 (321 amino acids)
Biological process (GO): cytoplasmic translation; ribosome biogenesis; ribosomal large subunit assembly
Cellular component (GO): cytosolic large ribosomal subunit
Molecular function (GO): large ribosomal subunit rRNA binding; structural constituent of ribosome
Source: RefSeq, a predicted model, not a curated record